This is a messenger RNA of Cladophialophora immunda, 1660 nucleotides long. RefSeq lists its product as uncharacterized. Lineage: Eukaryota; Fungi; Ascomycota; Eurotiomycetes; Chaetothyriales; Herpotrichiellaceae. The transcript has a single exon. The coding region runs from base 308 to 1114 and encodes 268 amino acids. The record is from RefSeq and is a predicted model, not a curated record.
CCCUGGUCCAGCGUGCUGGUCCUCCUUGAACAUGGCUGUGAUAGCUCAUUGACGGGGGGCCACCAUGCUCCGUGGGUUCGCGCGUCGAAAAAAGAAAGAUAAGUUUCGCUCCAGCCCCUCGUGGACCGACUUCAUCAACCCAUUCUCUUUCUCCUUCUCUCGCCUGUCUGCCCACUUGGUUGUGUUUUGGACUGCCUCAACCUGUCAAACUCAUAUCAGUGACCCUGCCCUCUGUUGCAUAGUCCCGUGUCAGCCUUCUCCUCCCACAGCAUCGACUUUGCCUACCUGAACAUUCUCGACAUACGAAAUGGGUCAGACAGCAUCGCAACCCGAGAGCGGCAAGUCCCUCAAAGUCAUCGGCGCCGGUCUCUCCAGAACAGGAACCACAUCAUUCGGAGCAGCCUGUUCAUACCUCCUCGAUGGCCCCUGUUACCACGGCGGCACCCAGAUGCUGAACUCCCCCGAGGCUCACAUCAAGCGUUGGAUCGAAAUCAUUAAACAUACCCCCGUGAAGAAUGAAGCCGACCGAAAAGCCUUGAACGAGGGUGUCAAGGAGAUGCUGGAUGGAUAUGUUGCCUGUACCGAUCUGCCCUCCAACGCCUUCGUCGAAGAGCUCAUGGAGAUCUACCCCGACGCCAAAGUCAUCUGCACCGUGCGUGAUCCCGACAAAUGGUGGAACAGCUUAGCCCCGAUCGUGGAGAAGGGUAACUUGACCGUCUUGUCCUGGAUUUUGGCCCCUCUACCGACCUUGCGCUGGUUCCGAACAUACCACGACGCCCUCGACGACGGACGUGUCGGUGAGCUAUACUUCCGCCCCGGCGAGCCCAAGCGACCGACCAGGGCCAUGUGGGAUCGACACAUCGAACAUCUCAAGAAGGUCGUCCCCAAGGAGAAGCUGUUCUUCUAUGACGUCCGUGAUGGCUGGGAGCCCCUGUGCGCCAUUCUGGGGGUUCCCGUGCCCAAGGAUGUCCCGUUCCCCAAGCUGAAUGAUGCUCAGGCCAUGGAGGGCUUCAUGAAGAAGAGCGCCCAGCGGGGCAUGAUGGUGUGGGCCGGUCUCUUCGUGUCUGCUGGUGCUGCCGCCUUCGCAGCUGCGAGAUACGCCCAAAUGAUCUAAGGGUUGAUGUUUGUGGCUGGAGAUUUCAUGUAUUCAUAUGCGACGAUGUUGUUGCCAUCACCCAUGUUGGGGCAAAGAUAUGUCCUGGCAGUCGAAUGAAAGGGUGCUCAGAUGGUUCAGCCCAUUUGAAGAUGGUAGACGCUUUGGGCUCGGGUUACUGGGCGUCAUGAGGAAGGGAACAAAACGGCGGAAUGAUUGGCGUGCUUUGACAACGGUUGCCAACGACUAUUCUUGGUCGUUGCGGAUGAUUAAAUAUUCCCAGAUUGGUGGCAUAUAGAAGAACUCUUGGAGUUCAAGGCUGGGACCGAAAUGCUUUCUUUGCGCACAGGUCUGGAGCUGAUACGGUUAUCUCUUGUAAUGCCAAAUUCGAAAAAGAUGCAUCUCCUUCAGGACGGUCCCAGGACGAGUAAUAGUGAGUGAGACGAAUGCUGGUGGCCGUUCAGCCUUCAAGAAGUGCGCAGCCUUAUCGCCCUCGGUAAGGCUGAUAAACUUUCGUCCCGCACACGCGGCAACUGAACGUUCUUCGAGACGCAGCACCGAAAAAUC